This is a messenger RNA of Eucalyptus grandis, 1141 nucleotides long. RefSeq names its product L-aminoadipate-semialdehyde dehydrogenase-phosphopantetheinyl transferase. The coding region runs from base 75 to 947 and encodes 290 amino acids. The record is from RefSeq and is a predicted model, not a curated record. The transcript has 5 exons. NCBI's taxonomy places the organism in Eukaryota, Viridiplantae, Streptophyta, Magnoliopsida, Myrtales, Myrtaceae. Gene Ontology annotation, cellular component: cytosol. Gene Ontology annotation, molecular function: magnesium ion binding; holo-[acyl-carrier-protein] synthase activity.
UUAAUUAACAGACUAGAAAACUGCUGUAGACGGCAGACGAGACGAGAAUACCCAGACAGUCGGAAGGUCCAUCAAUGGAGGAGGGAGUUCGACGGUGGGCGGUGAACGUAUCCAAGUGGUGCCCAUCUCCCCAGGACUUCUCUUCUGCCCUCUCCAUCCUCCCUCCUUCUCAACACCCCUCAGUCCUCAGGUUCGUCAAAAGCGAGGAUAGGAAGAGGGCGUUGGUCAGCCGGUUGCUGCAAUAUGCUCUGUUGCAUCAGGUGCUCGGAAUCCCAUACGAGCAAAUUAGCAUCGAGCGCACCUUGGAGGGCAAACCGUAUCUGGAAUGUGAUAAAGAUGUCACGGAGUUUCCCAAUUUCAAUUUUAAUGUCUCCCAUCAUGGCGAUUAUGUGGCAAUUGCAUCAGAACCACUAUGCCUUGUGGGGUUGGAUAUUGUUUCUUGCACUUUUCCGUGGAAAGAAACAGUUCCUGAAUUCAUUCAAAACUUCUCAUCAUAUUUCUCAAGACUGGAGUGGGAUUUUAUAAUAGGUGCAGGCAAUGAAGAACAAAUUUUGGUUGAAUUUUACAGAUAUUGGUGCUUGAAGGAGGCAUAUGUCAAAGCCAUUGGCAGUGGGUUGGCAUGUGGCUUGGAUAGAGUCGAGUUUCACCACACUGGUUGGACAAACAUAAGUGUCAAAAUCAACGGAACCUUUUCCCCGCACUGGAAGUUUUGGCUCCUUGAUUUGGGAGAAAAACAUUAUAUAUCCAUCGCAAGGGGUCACCCAAGAUCAGCAACCGAAAGCUACAAGAGCACGUUGAAAAGAGCAGAAUUUUCUGAGGAUGAGUAUCUUGCCGGUUUCCAUCUUCCAGAUGUUAGUUUCGUCUUGCAAACAGUGGAACAGCUCAUCUCGAUUCUACAGGAUGCCAAGAAAGCCCGAACUCCUGAAGGGGGCGCAAUGCAGCAUUAGCUAGCUGGAGAUGGCAGCAGAACCCAAAAUAGGAGUAAAAUUUCAAGAGCCUUGUUUAUAUAUCUGUACUGUAUGCACGUAAAUUGCUAUUGGGUUGAGGUUGAAGAAGCGCAUUCUAUCUGUUUUGGUAAAUGAAGAAAUGUGCUGUCACAAAUUGAAGCAGGAGUGCCAAGGAAAAGGACCAAUCAUCUAUA